AUGGAACGCCUCAACGUGCUAUACGAACGUAACUGGACACGCCUAGUCCACGAGCAACUGCGCAAGUUCGAGUCGUCCAUCGUGGCGGCAGCGAGGCAGUCGCCCGAGGCACAGCCCCCUGAGCUCGCCAUGGACUCCAAGUGGACCUUCUCCGGGGCCUUGAUAUAUUGUAUCACGCUUAUUACUACCAUAGGAUACGGUAACGUAUCACCGAGAACAGCGGCGGGUCGUGCAGCCACAGUGGCGUACGCGGCCGCGGGGGUGCCUCUCACGCUGGCCUGUUUAGCCGGGCUCGGCGCGUCGCUCGCGAGGCUGGCCCGCUUGGCCUGGCUGAGGGCCACCAAGAGAAAAGUACCUAAUACGUGGAGGAAGGAUGGCGAACCUGAGAACUACCUCCAGCUUCAUGAGCAGCAACGACUUCUCCCGCAGCCGGCUGAACACAACCAAUACACAUCAUUUCCCCCCCGAAGCCACCGGUCUCCUGGCACCGUGAAGGCCAGAGCGGGAGAUAGGGGGCAGUACUCCCAGGUGUUCGAGCGAGCCCCAGCCAGUCCCAGAGCAGCCACCCUGGGUAGGGUGAAGCGCAGUGCCUUGGCUGACGAGCCACACACAUCAUCAUCACUCCAAACCCAGACCCUGGACCGCAAGAAGUCCAUGAGCAGUUCGAAGUGCCUCGCCACGGUGCACGGCCCCGGCCGAGGCAGAGGCAGGUCCACCAUGCAGAGGCCUCGAGGAGCAGUCAUCGAACAACUGAUAGCUGAGGAGUGUGGGGAACUGCAGAUGAAUAGGAGCCAAGAUGACCUGGACGAUUCGGAAGAUCCUGAUGAGUCAAUAUGUCCACACGACACACCGUCACGCGUGCCUUUGAUUUGGAAUGAAGAGAAUCAUAAAAUGAAGAGUUGUACCGUGCCCAGCAGCAGUGCAUCCACCAGCGUUCAGCAUCACAUCCACCAUGGCAUUGAACAUUGUCACAUCCCAGUUGGCAUCGUUCUAUUCCUUCUCCUCGCCUACAUCUGCGUUGGAGCUGCCAUCUUCUCCGCCUGGGAAAACUGGAGCUUCCUCGACGCUGCGUACUUCUGCUUCAUAGCAUUAGCCACAAUAGGCUUCGGGGAUUUCGUCCCCACCAGCUUCCUAACAACCAAGCAUAGUACUGAGCACACGAGGAGCGAGUACGUACAAAUGAUCGCGUGUUGUGCUUACCUGGUUUUUGGACUAAUAUUAAUAGCUAUGUCGUUUAGCCUUCUACAAGAUGAGGUAGUUGCUCGAUGUUCGCAAUUAGCUAAUAGUUUAGGGCUCUCUCGUCAAUGACAGUACGAGAAGAGUGAUUGUAGCUCAACAGACAAUCACUUAAGAAUGUUAUGAUCGUUGUUGUAAGCAAUUGAUUUAGGGUCCACAACAUUUAAUUUCUUAUUGGAUCCAUUUUCUGUACUUAAUGUAAUCCAUGUUAUCAUUGUAUCAUAAAUGAAAAUUAUUUUCUCAUAUCUACACGAAAUUGUAAUGAUAAUUUUGAAUAAUGAACAAAAUUUGAAAAUCUAAUAAAAAAACUUUUUACGGAAUUUGUACUCGAAAAGGAAGAGGUUUGUGAUGUAAAUAAUGUAUAAAACUAUUUAUAAAAGCAAGGCUGAAAUUGUAAUGAAACAAUAAAAUUGUGUUGAACUA
Helicoverpa zea (corn earworm) is the source of this 1659-nucleotide messenger RNA. RefSeq lists its product as uncharacterized. Gene Ontology annotation, cellular component: membrane. Bases 1 to 1308 code for a protein of 435 amino acids. The transcript has 6 exons. Gene Ontology annotation, biological process: potassium ion transmembrane transport; stabilization of membrane potential. NCBI's taxonomy places the organism in Eukaryota, Metazoa, Arthropoda, Insecta, Lepidoptera, Noctuidae. The record is from RefSeq and is a predicted model, not a curated record. Gene Ontology annotation, molecular function: potassium ion leak channel activity.